GUUGGCUCUAUGCGUGACUUACCACCUGCCCCUCGCCGAGAACGAGACACCGAGAUAAACCGCUGAUGACUUCAGUAACACGUAGAGAGAGAGAGAGACGUACAGAUUUGCAACAUCGGAGGUAAUUUGUCAAAUGUUUUAUUCGUGUCGCGUCUCUGUAAUUUAAGCUGGUGUAUGCUAUAGUUCUUAACUUGUUUUACGUUUACACGUCACGAAAUGACGUAUUUCGCAAAGAAAAGACAACCGCUCGUCGAACGCUGGCGUGGAGAUGACGGGGGUGGAGAUGACGGGGGUGGGGAUGACGGUGGGGGGGAUGGCGGGGGNAAGUUUUGGCUUUGAUUGUACCUAUGCAUUGUGCACUGGCUAUAAAGUUUUGGCUUUGAUUGUACCUAUGCAUUGUGCACUGGCUAUAAAGUUUUGGCUUUGAUUGUACCUAUGCAUUGUGCACUGGCUAUAAAGUUUUGGCUUUGAUUGUACCUAUGCAUUGUGCACUGGCUAUAAAGUUUUGGCUUUGAUUGUACCUAUGCAUUGUGCACUGGCUAUAAAGUUUUGGCUUUGAUUGUACCUAUGCAUUGUGCACUGGCUAUAAAGUUUUGGCUUUGAUUGUACCUAUGCAUUGUGCACUGGCUAUAAAGUUUUGGCUUUGAUUGUACCUAUGCAUUGUGCACUGGCUAUAAAGUUUUGGCUUUGAUUGUACCUAUGCAUUGUGCACUGGCUAUAAAGUUUUGGCUUUGAUUGUACCUAUGCAUUGUGCACUGGCUAUAAAGUUUUGGCUUUGAUUGUACCUAUGCAUUGUGCACUGGCUAUAAAGUUUUGGCUUUGAUUGUACCUAUGCAUUGUGCACUGGCUAUAAAGUUUUGGCUUUGAUUGUACCUAUGCAUUGUGCACUGGCUAUAAAGUUUUGGCUUUGAUUGUACCUAUGCAUUGUGCACUGGCAAAAUGCAAUUCGAUUAUGUUAAUUCUUUUUCGACGAUGCGCGGAGCAAUGAGCAACAUUGUCUUCAAACGACUGCAUAAUCCAACCUAAACUCUGCCUUACGUACCAGAGAGCGCCGAAUGCCAUGUACUUUUUCCGAAAGUCAUUUACUUUCGCUGAAUUUCAUUUACUUUUGCAGAAUUUCAUUUACUUUUGGAGAAUUUCAUUUACUUUUGCAGAAUUUCAUUUACUUUUGCAUAAUUUCAUUUACUUUUGCAUAAUUUCAUUUAAUUUUGCAUAAUUUCAUUUACUUUUGCAUAAUUUCAUUUACUUUUGGAGAAUCUCAUUUACUUUUGUGUGUGGCAUAUAAGCAAUGUUAGCAAGUUAUGUUUAACAUUUUUUUUUUUUUGAAGUUAAGCCCUCGUUGACAAAGUUAAUAUCUAAAAUGGUUGUGUCCUUUCAUAUCAUGAACGUCGAACGAACAGCUCACUACAGCUGUCAUGGUCCAACCGUCAGUCAUAUUAUGUGUGGGACUGAGCAUGCUGCUUCUUCCAGGGGUGAGUAUCGUAAAAAAAAUGAAAUGGGUUGCGAUCUUUACCAGUAUUGACAGCUAAGACCUUCCACUGCGACGUAUGAAAUUUAAACAACUCGUGGAUCGUGUAGAAAAUGCGUGAUCAAAAGUACACAGCCGACUUUAACCGCAACGUCACACGCGUUAGAUGUGAAACUACCUUUAUUUUUUAAAAAAUGGUAUGUGAAACACUCUUAUGCGUUUGGACUGAUGAACAGCCACCCCCACCCCCCACUUUCACAAUCAUUGCACAGCUGAACACAAACGUAAAAACGUUGGACUAAAUUUAACUGUUUAGUUUUCAAAGUGAUUUUUAUGAUGUGAGCCAGCACUACUGUGUAUGACUGCAUGUCUUAAGAAGUUAUGCUUCGAAUAAUUUGAAUCUUUCAACAGAAUAUAGAUGUUAAAUAACUUGUGUUCAAACGAACAGUACCCGUCAACAAGGACACGUGUACAGAAAUUUAAAAAAAUAGUUAAAACAAAGAGUGUGAAAAAAGGGAUAGAAUCGCUUGUUCUGAAAAUGUUGUUCUGUUGCACAAAUUGUCUCUUAAAGUGUUAGCACCAGAGACUCAUUCGAAGGAAUUUAGUUAUUUGAAUACCACUGAUAUGAAAUAAAUAUUUACAUCUAACUAAAUAAUCUAACCAUAAUAAUAAUAAUAAUAAAGUUCAUUUCAAAAACACGCUUCAUCCCCAAAGGCUCGAAGCGCGGUACAAAGUCAACAAAAAACAAAUCUAUAAUUUACCACAUUUAAAACAAACGCAACACUACAAAAACUAACAUAGCGAUGCUCCUCAUCUCAUCAAGGUGAUGUGCGAAGAGUGUCCGAGCUGUGGGGACAAUGCCGAGUGUACAGAUGGCGUCUGCUCCUGUCCAGACGGACUAAUCGGGAAUCCCCGUGUGCACUGUUACACUAACUGGACGAAGAUUUGUACGUGAGUACACGAAUAGGUGCAGUGGAAAACACGAGUGAGUACACGAAUUGGUGUAGUGGAAAACACGAGUGAGUAGGUUUCAAUCUAUCCAUCAAACCAGUAAAUGGAGCUGUGUUGAAAAUGAAACAAAAAGCUUUUUAGCCUUCCACAAGGCAUGAUAUGGAUGAUAGAUCUGCAGCCAAAACUCUUGGUACAAGUUCUUAAGCAUUGGUUUCCUCAAUAAAAUAUUUGGAAAGCUGAAUUACACCAGUGUUCACUACAUUAGCAAUAACUACAUUAAAGACUCCCUACAUUCAACAUUCACUACAUUCAACAUUCACUACAUUAAAAAAACUCACUACAUUCAGCAUUCACCACAUUCUGCAUUCACUACAUUCAGCAAUUCACUACAUUCAGCAUUCAUUACUUUAAGCAUUCACUACAUUAAGCAUUCAUUACAUUCAGGAUUCAACACAUUCAGCAUUCACUACAUUCAGCAUUCAUUACUUUCAGCAUUCACUACAUUCAGCAUCCACUACAUUCAGCAUGAAUUACAUUCAGCAUCUACUACAUUCAGCAUUCACUACAGUCAGCAUUCACUGCAUUCAGCAUUCACUACAUUCAGCACCCACUACAUUCAGCAUUCAUUACAUUCAGCAUUCACUACAUUCAGCAUUCACCACAUUCAGCAUUCACUACAUUCAGCAUUCACUAUAUUCAGCACCCACUACAUUCAACAUUAACUCCAUGUAGCACCCACUAAACCCGCUUUUAAAUUUUAAGCCUUAGACCAUCGGAAAACACAUUUUUUUUAUUAAGUAGCACCGAAAAUAAUUUUAUGGUUGGUGGUCACAACAACACAUGAGGAACAUGGGUCGCGGCAUUAGGAAGGUUGAGAACCACUGGUCUAGAUCAACCUCUCAUCCAGACAUGUAUUUAUGUAGCAUGCGUAAAAAAUAUUUAACUUCAAGUGAUCUCAAAACACAACUCUUAAAACUCCAUCAAAUUACCGUUUCCAACCGAUGCUUUUGAUGAAAUAACGUGUCUCUUAACUUUACACUACGGCUAUCCCAGCGGCGCCCCCCCCCCAACCCAAAAACAAACUAAAAAAAAAAACGUAUAAAAUCGUAUCCGGAAAUUUGAUCGAAAAAAAUUUUAAUUUGAUCGAAAGAAAUUUCGUCGACGGUAAAUUGAUCGACGGUAAUUUGAUCGAACGGAAAUAUGGUCGAAUCUUUUUUUCCGUUUUUACGUUUAAAUUUUGCUUCAAAUGUCUUUUUGAACGCAUUAUUUUGUUUUACUAUAUAGUAUAGUGCGUUCAAAAAGAAAUUUGACGAAAAUUUUAACGUGUGAACUGAAAAAAAGAUUCGACCAAAUUUCCUGUCGAUCAAAUUACCGUCGAUCAAUUUACCGUCGACGAAAUUUCUUUCGAUCAAAUUUCCGGUAACCGUAUAGAAUUACCCCGGGUAAUUUCACCGCCCCUCCGGCGUGGUACAUACAAUCACAUUAAAGAAACGAAUUGUCUAGACUCUAGAAGAAGCUUACUGUCUUAACUACAAUGAUCUAAGAAGCUUACUGUCUUAACUACAAUGAUCUAAGAAGCUUACUGUCUUAACUACCAUGAUCUAAGAAGCUUACUGUCUUAACUACAAUGAUCUAAGAAGCUUACUGUCUUAACUACAAUGAUCUAAGAAGCUUACUGUCUUAACUACAAUGAUCUAAGAAGCUUACUGUCUUAACUACAAUGAUCUAGAAGAAGCUUACUGUCUUAACUACAAUGAUCUAAGAAGCUUACUGUCUUAACUACCAUGAUCUAGAAGAACCUUACUGUCUUAACUACAAUGAUCUAAGAAGCUUACUGUCUUAACUACAAUGAUCUAAGAAGCUUACUGUCUUAACUACAAUGAUCUAAGAAGCUUACUGUCUGAACUACAAGGAUCUAAGAAGCUUACUGUCUUAACUACAAUGAUCUAAGAAGCUUACUGUCUUAACUACAAUGAUCUAAGAAGCUUACUGUCUUAACUACAAUGGUCUAAGAAGCUUACUGUCUUAACUACCAUGAUCUAGAAGAACCUUACUGUCUUAACUACAAUGAUCUGAGAAGCUUACUGUCUUAACUACAAUGAUCUAAGAAGCUUACUGUCUGAACUACAAUGAUCUAGAAGAAGCUUACUGUCUUAACUACAAUGAUCUAAGAAGCUUACUGUCUUAACUACCAUGAUCUAGAAGAACCUUACUGUCUUAACUACUAUGAUCUAAGAAGCUUACUGUCUUAACUGCAAUGAUCUAAGAAGCUUACUGUCUUAACUACAAUGGUCUAAGAAGCUUACUGUCUUAACUACUAUGAUCUAAGAAGCUUACUGUCUUAACUGCAAUGGUCUAAGAAGCUUACUGUCUUAACUACAAUGAUCUAAGAAGCUUAUUGUCUUAACUACAAUGAUCUUGAAGACAAACUCAUGCCUACUGCUCCACAGACUGACCAGCGAUCCACUGAUGCUGACGUUUAGCGCGGAAAAGAUCCACGUGACCAUCGUUGGUGCUACACGAUUGGCUGACCUGACCGUGACGAGGCUGAUCAAGUCUCUUAGCCAAAAGUGCAAGCUGGUUGUGUGGGCGCUGACAGAGCGGAUAAGAGGGAAACUCUUCAUCGACGGCAUGAAGGUAAUUCAGACACAAACUUGUCAAGGAAAUCUGGCAAUAGCAUGAUGAAAGAGACACACAGCCCAGACCUAAGAUGUUCUGAUGUCUGAGAAUGGCGUCCGGAUGUUAGAUGAGAGUCAAACACACUGGUACUGGUAUAUGUUCAGCCAGGGGCGUCACCAGGGUUUGUGUCAUCUGUUGUGGUCCGCACCCCCUAGUGACGCCACUGUGUAAAGCCAAUGUCGUGUCAUCUAGGACAGGCCUGAGCAACUCAAAAUGUUAGGUGGGCCUUGAUGCAUUAUGAAGAACUUGUGCGGGACGAAAGGAAAUAGGACAGAAGGGGCAGCUAUUAAGAAAAUAAUAAAAAGUAAAGAAUAUUUCAUUACUUCGCGGGCCGCAUAGCUGGUGCUGGCGGGCCGUAUAUUGUGCAGGUCUGAUCUAGGAUACACAUACACACAGUGGUGUAGUCGGUUUUGGAAGCAGGGCAGCUGUAGCGUCUGUCAGUUCUAUUUUCUAUUUUUGGAAAGGUCUUGACUUUUUUUUUUAAAAUACGAAAAUAAAAAACCUGUCGCCACCACCGGUUUUACUUGGACACACCAAUUGUGCACGACACAGUUAAGCAAUUCAAUGAUGGACGUAAUCAUUUUAGAUUAAGUUUAUGACUUAAAAAAAAAAGUUAAACUGAAAAAUGCGUCCCCAAAGCCAGGUGAACAGCCAAGGUCCCACGUUCAGACUGUUCCAUUACCACAUUAGGACGUCGCAACUUUGUGUGUGUGUGUGGUUUUUUGUUUAGACUUAAAUGGUCCUAGAGAUAUUUGCUCAUAACUGCCUGAAUGAGAUCAAAUAUCAAUACAGUUUUCAAGGCUUUCUCUCUACUCACAUUUCCAUCUGGUGGAUCUUUUUUUUUAAAUUUUUUUUUUGACGCACCUGAUUCUUUGAGUAUUGAGUACAUCUCGUGCAGUGCUCACCUGGUGACGGGUGAAACAGAAAACUGGGUCUGUAUCGAAGGCAGUUUGACACUGUCGCUUAAAUGAUCGUGCUUGACCGCGUCUGCUUCGUUGAGUGAACGUGUGGGUGGGUGAGCUCAGAUCUACUGUUUUAGUUUUAUGCCUAGGACUAGGUCAAGAGUUGAUUCACUUGAAAUGGGAUUUUGUAUGCAUUCGAUGUUUAAAAAAAAUGUAAUAUUUCCACGUUUUUCGAUAAUUUGAAGAGUACAAAAUUUCAUACUUAAAACUGGAAAAAAAAAAAAAUAUUAAAAUGUUUUUUCUAUCUUAAGAAGACGUAAAAUCAAAGACAAAAUUUCAUACUUAAAACUGGAAAAAAAAAAAAAAAAAUAUUAAAAUGUUUUUUCUAUCUUAAGAAGACGUUAAAUCAAAGACGAGUUGAAAUGCAUAAUUAAAUAUUAGAAACUAAUGAAACAUUUCUUUUAAAAUGCAACACUCGAAGAAAGUCUGUCCGGAAAAUAUUUUCAAAAAUUAAUAAAAAAAUAAAACAUAUUUAAAUUUCUUCUACAUUGAAUUCGGAUCCCUUUGCUUGAUAGAUUGCUCAUGUACACUCUAGCACACUCUGCAUUUGAAGAGAUUUUAAAAUUAUUUUCUACUUUUUAGUGCGUUUUAUCUCGUCUGUGACAGAAAGCCGUGUUGUUAGAAAGAUUUGUUUGAAUAUUUUGUUUUUGUUACAAAUCUUCCCACAUUUUGAUGGAUACAGACACAAAGUUACAGACCGUGGGGUUCAGAAGGAGAUAAUGAACCUGUCUUAUCGUUGGAACGUCCCUUAAGGGUGAUACUUUCAGUGGGGUCUGAUGCUGGGUAUGUGGGGGGUGGGCCGGGGGCGGUACUUUUUAUAUUUAUAUUGGAGGCGGCAUUUUCGGCAUACGGCAGGGAGAUUUUCGUUAGAAGGGGGGGGGUGUAAAAUUCUCGGUCCAUUAACCCUAGCCACGCCACUGGGUGCAUGACUUCCCUUACACAACCACUCCUCCUUAUAUUACGCCUACGAAUUCAAAAAAUUUUUUUAUAUCUCUAAUUACUUCUUCAUAUGAUUCCAUUUAAAUAUUAUUUCCAUUAAAAAAGAUCAAAUUCACAAGAGUCGAGGACAGCGGGGAAAGCGCAGUCACUGAAUUGCUUGUCAAGUCUUCAGUUGAAGAUGGUAGGUGAACUGAAGGUGGAUGCUAGAUGGAUGGUAAGGGGAUGGUAGAAGGAUGGUAGGUGGAUGGUAGGUGGGUGGUAGAAGGAUGGUAUGUGGAUGGUUGAUGGAUGGUUGAAAGAUGGUAGGUGGAUGGUAUUAGAAUGGUAGCUGGAUGGUAGAAGGAGUGUAGGUGGAUUGUUGGCAGAUGAUCUGUGAUGGUAGUUGGAUGGUAGGAAACGGUAGGUAAAUGGUUGAUGAAUGAGUAGGAUGAUUGAUUUCACUGAAUGAUGGUAAGUGAAUAUUAGGUGCUUUGUAGGUGGAAUGAGUUGAAAUAUUGAAGGUAAAUUGAGAACAUUACGUGGCUACAUUUCAAACUUAAGGGGUGGCCAGGUAGGCGUGGCGAGGUAGGCGUGGCAAGGUAGGCGUGGCAAGGUAGGCGUGGCAAGGUAGGCGUGGCCCAAAGGCACUGAUAUUAUUUCAAUAUUUAGAACAUGUCUGUUUUUCGAUUUUUAAAGGCUGGAUAUGAAAGUAAAUAGCUGACUAGUUAGGAGCGCCAAAAUGGGCUUCGAUAUUAUUUUAUUGAUAAAAAUAAUGGGUUUGAGAGUUGAAAAAAAAGAAAGGGAGGCGCUUUAAAAUGAAUCUUGUCCCCGGGCGCCAAACACUCUGGUUAUGCCUCUGGGAGACAAACAAAAAAUCCUCCUCAAAUCAAGAUAAGCACACAGUUCUCUAACAUUCUUCUUUACUAGGACUGGUUCAUACGAAAGUUCACACAUUUAAUACUACUGAUGAAGAUGGUUAGGUCACCAAUAUUCCCAUUACAGGAAUAGCCAGUUGGGAUUUCAUCCAGCAGUUCACAAAUAUUCCCCAUUACAGCAUUAGUCAGUUGGGAUUUCAUCCAGCAGAUCACCAAUAUUCCCCAUUACAGGAAUAGUCAGUUGGGAUUUCAUCCAGCAGUUCACCAAUAUUCCCCAUUACAGGAAUAGUCAGUUGGGAUUUCACAAUACAGGAGACGAGCAAUGCGAAUUUCCAAAGCUGUUGUCGCUUUGACGAAGCUAUUGGCUCUGGAUCUUGCAGUGUUGAUUACGGUGUUGGCGCAAACAACUUCUACAUCUUCAACUUCAGCUGCUGCAACAUCUCAGUGGGCAUCAGGCCACCGAUUCCUGGCAGCAAUUCAACCCCAGGUAGGUCAGGUGUUAGUUAGUUCGUCCAUCGAAAAUCAAUCUAGACCAUUUUUUUCAAACCUUCGGAUUCGUGGAGAGGUCGAUUCUGUGUGUGGGUGCGCAGAUGGCUCUCUCUCUCUCUCUCUCUGUGGGUGCGCAGAUGACUGACAAGGCCGAUUCUCUCUGUGGGUGCGCAGAUGACUGACGAGGAUGAUUAUGACCCGGAAUGCUCUUGAGCUUGCAGGGAAGGGCUGGGACAUCUCAAGGUGCAAAGUUAACCAGGGCUUCAAUGUUUAGUCAGGUUCAGCGAUGUCAGAUCUUUACUCGAGGAGUCUGAUUACAAAAGCCUUUAUUAUUAUAAAGUCAUGUACGUUUGGUUAUUUCUUCAGCACGACCACUCAUUUCAUGUAUUUUCAUCGCUGAGUAAAUAUACCACAGCGGCUAUUACGAUGAGGACUCCACCAAAAAUUAUAGCCACUAAAAGACGAUCGGAGUGCAUCCUAAAAAAUUACAGUGCCCAGAAAUAUGCGCUCAAGACAACUGCGGACACCAAAAAUUCCGCACAAGGACAAUUGCGAACAUUGAAAAUUGCGGACAGACAUAAUUGCGCAAAAUAUCGACAUUUUAUUUGAAGCCACAUUUUUUAAGAUUUAAAAUUGUUCAGUUGCCUAUUAGCAUAAAAGUUAAGUUGGGAACACAAUAAAUAUUCAACCAAAUCUAUUGUAACGUAGAGUAUAAAUAGAUUGGUUCCUUAUUAUGUGAGCGAUGUAUUAUUGACACAUGUGUGAAUUCUUUCCAUGCUUCCUUGGUUUGUUCCUAUUUUUCCAGCUAGCUUUUUUUCCGUCUUUUCUAUCGUUCUUAUACCGUUCAGUAAUCUUAUAAAUUUGUGAAGAAUGUUCCGAGAAGAUCAUUUGGGAUCGCCUGUGAUGCGUGUUGUUAUUAUUAUUGUAUCCCUUCGCUCUUCAUCCCGCAGCGAUAUGGGUUGACGUACCCUCCCCCAAUGUCACCUACGAAGACUGGGAGCCAGGGCUCGAGCCCAUCUGCCUGAGCCACGACUCCUACGACAUCGACUCCGUGGUCAACGAAACGCAACUCGGUGAUCCCUGGGACGCCAUGAGUUACCUGUCCCUCACCAACAUCGGCGACCUCGAGUACGACGGGGUGCCCAACAACUUCACCCAGCUGGCGCAGGCCCUGAGGGGCUGCAACAAGCUUGCCACCCUGGCCUUCUACGAUGACGCCGUGUUCGCCCUCGACACGCCGCCUUUCAUCAACUGCAUUUCCACUUCAACGACAGAUCAGGACGGGCUGGUCGAGUUCCUGCUGCUCGUCCUGGACUGGUUCUGUGUUGGGGAUUCGAUCAGCUGCGCCGCAGCGAAAGGACUGGUCAGCACGAAAUGCCAGGGCGUGGCUAACCAAAAUCCCAGAGUCCAGGCCUUUUUAGGUCGGUCGUGUUCACGCAAUUUCGAUACAUAGUUGUACCUACAGUGGGCACUAACGUAGGGAACUAACCCAGGGCACUAAACAAGGGCACCGGGGUAUCGGGAGUAUAUUGAUAUGACAUAUUAUUAUUAUAAAAUGACUUAACACUUUCACCAUGACAUUGGACAUAAAUAACGAGUACAUUUUAACAACCACUUUAGAUGUUACUUAAAAAAAAAGGACAGCACGGAUUCUCAUAGCAGAGGGGCUUCAUCUAAUAUACAGAAAGGGGCUUCAUCUAAUAUACAGAAAGGGGCUUCAUCUAAUAUACAGUUGGCAGCGUUUUUUGCUAGACUUUCAUUUUGAAUAUCAAGAACAGAGAGGAUAAUGUGACCUUCUAUUCCCAGCAUUCAAAUUUGCCUUAAUUACACACUCAGUUGGUAAUCUCUACAAUUAGUAUUGUCAGUAAAGGGUUUAGUGUCCGCCCCCCCCCCCGGAAGUGACGCCACACUACUUUGGAUCCCUCUUCCUCCAACGCCAC
Messenger RNA from Lymnaea stagnalis (great pond snail), 10282 nucleotides. The record is from the annotation of a GenBank genome assembly. Lineage: Eukaryota; Metazoa; Mollusca; Gastropoda; Lymnaeidae.